UCUAGAACCACAGACCCACUCGCUCUCCUCUUGAGUGAGCGUUAUUUAUUGUUUCUAUAAAACCCUUCAAACCCACCCAGCUCCAGAUUCUAUUUCGCAUAGCUCCAAUUUUCUUUCUACUACUUCUCUCUCUGCUCUAGGGGGUGUUCUGAGAUCACAUAGAACGAUGGUGAAGGCUGUUGCCGUGCUUGGCUCCAAUGAGGGUGUUAGUGGAACUAUAUACUUCGCCCAGGAAGGAGAUGGGCCAACUACAGUGACUGGAAAUGUUUCUGGCCUGAAGCCUGGACUUCAUGGUUUCCAUGUCCAUGCUCUCGGUGAUACAACCAAUGGUUGCAUGUCAACUGGACCACAUUUUAAUCCUGCUGGCAAAGAACAUGGUGCACCUGACGAUGAGAAUCGUCAUGCUGGUGAUCUGGGAAAUGUCACCGCUGGUGAUGAUGGAACUGUUAGUUUCACAAUUGUUGACAAGCAGAUUCCUCUCACCGGAGUACACUCCAUCAUUGGUCGGGCUGUUGUUGUUCAUGCAGAUCCAGAUGAUCUGGGCAAGGGUGGACAUGAGCUCAGCAAAUCCACUGGAAAUGCUGGUGGCAGAGUAGCUUGUGGUAUUAUUGGUCUUCAGGGCUAAAAUAUCUUUCUGCACCACCCUGGAAAACACAUGAAGGUGGAUGUAAAUGUUGUUUUUGAGGUUUGAAGAGGUUUAAAACUCUUAGCUGAAUGUUAGAAUAAGGAGAAGAACAAUAUGGGUGAAAUCUGGUUGAAUCUGUUUUAAGUGCUCCAUAAUUUUAUGUACUGUGUUUUUGUUGAAGACUUACUGCUUGUUUUCAUAGCGGUGGUUAACUUCUUUCUAAUAGUUACUUUCUUACAUUUUCUGCCAUAAA
Molecule: messenger RNA, 878 nt
Organism: Ziziphus jujuba (common jujube)
Lineage: Eukaryota; Viridiplantae; Streptophyta; Magnoliopsida; Rosales; Rhamnaceae
Product: superoxide dismutase [Cu-Zn]
Exons: 8
Coding region: 167-625 (152 amino acids)
Biological process (GO): removal of superoxide radicals
Molecular function (GO): copper ion binding; superoxide dismutase activity
Source: RefSeq, a predicted model, not a curated record